Labeo rohita (rohu) is the source of this 806-nucleotide messenger RNA. It is a transcript of the gene cst3, whose product is annotated as cystatin C (amyloid angiopathy and cerebral hemorrhage). Gene Ontology annotation, molecular function: cysteine-type endopeptidase inhibitor activity. The coding region runs from base 112 to 510 and encodes 132 amino acids. The transcript is spliced from 3 exons. NCBI's taxonomy places the organism in Eukaryota, Metazoa, Chordata, Actinopteri, Cypriniformes, Cyprinidae. The record is from RefSeq and is a predicted model, not a curated record.
CUUCAGAGAGUGACGUUUUGUUUAUAUAAUCUCGUUGAGCUCAUUUGGUUACAGUUUAUCGACAUAACUUGAAGAGCCAAGACAGGGUGAGUUAAUAAAUCCAGGUUCAGCAUGUAUCUUAAGAUGAUUGUGCCAUUUCUGGCGGUGAUUUUGGCCGUGGCGAGCGCUGGGAUGACCGGAGCACCAAUGGACGCCGACAUUAACGAUGAAGACGUUAGAAAUGCGUUACAAUUCGCAGUGGCCCACUACAACAGACAAAGCAAUGAUGCGUUUGUGAGUCAGGUUUCCCAGGUUGUCAAGGCCCAAAAACAAGUUGUUGCUGGCCUGAAAUACAUCUUCACUGUGAAAAUGGGCAGAACCAACUGCAGAAAGGGUAGAGAUGAGACCCUGUGUGACGUUCAUGAGGAUCCCAGAGUUGCACGGAUCACUCAGUGCAAAAUAGCAGUCUGGAGCAAGCCAUGGGAAAAAUUCAUUAAAGUUGUUGAGAACACCUGCCCGAAGAGCUUGUAACUAGUGCAGUUUGGGGCUUUUCUAUAUUCAUCCAGCAAUAAAUUUUACUUGCUGUUGGUUGUAAUGGUGAACCUUAAGUCUUUACUCCAGAUAAAAUAAUUAGAAUUUUAUUUGACCUGAAAACCUGUUAACAACAAAUCAUGAUAAAGGAAUGCUUCACUAACACAUAAUCGCGCAAACUCAUUAGACUCCAUUGUUCUGAAAAAAGCUACAAUUUGUAGGUAAUAAUUUCUGAAUGAUAAAACGCAUGUUUCUGUAUCAUUUCAUCCUUUACUAUUAAAAAUGGUUAAACACAA